Messenger RNA from Gallus gallus (chicken), 2752 nucleotides. RefSeq names its product cytoskeleton associated protein 2 (gene CKAP2). NCBI's taxonomy places the organism in Eukaryota, Metazoa, Chordata, Aves, Galliformes, Phasianidae. The record is from RefSeq and is marked validated. Gene Ontology annotation, biological process: negative regulation of microtubule depolymerization. The coding region runs from base 33 to 2120 and encodes 695 amino acids. The transcript has 9 exons. Gene Ontology annotation, cellular component: microtubule cytoskeleton.
AAACGGCGCGGCCGCUCCUUGCCCGUCCGGCCAUGGCAGCGCGGCUCCCCCCGCAGCUCCCCUCCAGCCGCAGAUCCGAGCCGGGGUACCGAGAACAGAGAAGACAAAAAGUUGAAGAAUAUCUAUCAAGAAAAAAGACCUUUUCUGGCAUGCCCAUUCAUGAAAAUGAGACCUCAAUCAGUAGCAGAACUAGGAAAGCAGCUAGCAAUAAACUGCAAGAUAAAACAAAGCUGUCAGCAUCUCCAAAGCCAGAAAUGGAAGAUAAGGAGAAUGCCAAUGAGCUUUCAUGGGACCAAUCAAGCAGGACUUCAGAAGAAAACAUUAUUUUAAAAUCUUCUACAAUCACACUGGCAUCGGAGCCGAGCUAUAAUCCUGAAGAUCACACUUCAGUGAAUAAAGCCACUGAAAUAAAGUCUCAGUGUGUAUUACUCAGCAAGUCCUUGCAAGUAAAAACCAUAAAAGAGAAACAACUGAUGGCAGAAAAACACAAUUCAAAUGUCAGCCUACCAAGGAAACCAGUGCUUGGUACGUAUCGUGGCAGAGUCAUCCAAUCCAAGAUCAACUCCUUCCGAAAAGCACCGAAGAGUGAGGGGGAAAAGAGUUCUUUGUCAGACGAGAAGCUUCUUACUUCUGCCACCAAACCAGCAGUGAAAUCUUUGUCCAGAGGCAGCUGCAAUGUAGUUCUGAAGACUGCCAAAGUCACAAGUUAUCCUAAUUCUGUAAAACCUAAUUGUGUCCCGCCAUUACAGAGCAAACCAUCUGUCAAACCUGCUAUUAACUCCCAGCCCAGCCUAAAUAAACAGCCAUCAGCAUCUGCUAUAGUACCAAAAAAACUCCCAGCCCAAAAAAUGACUGGGAAGAGGGGAUCUCAGCAACCAAAGGCUGCUUCUAAGAAUUCUGACCAUGGACCUCUAGGAGUGAAGAAAUGUGAGGAUCGUUGCGAAGAUGGAAAACCAGAAGCUCCAGCAAAACAAUUUCCUGUUCCCAGUGGCAAGCUAGGACAGGAUUAUAAAGCUAACAGUAUCAAGAAAUCUCUCUUUCUGAAAGAAUCGGCAGAGGAGAGAAGAGUUCGCCUGGCUGAAUGGAGGGCUUCUAGAGGAAAAGUGAUGAAGAGGCCGCCUACAUCUGUGCUUCUGGGAACACAGCCUAAGAUUGAAGAACAAGAGCUCUCUUCUACUGGUGGUUCCUUAGAUAAUGAAUUAAAUAGUGAAGAAGUCAACAAGACUCUUACAGAAUGUCUGCAGUUAGCUGAGCAGGGUUGUCAAGGUAACAAAGCACGUGCCAUGUUGGAAGAACUGAUAAAGAGUAUUCCUGGGGCUAAAAAGCUUGCAAAAUAUUGGAUCUGCUGGAUGCGUCUUGAACAGAUGGGCCCUCCUGAACACCUUGUGGCCAGCUAUGAGGAGGCUAUUCUGGCAGGAGCAAUGCCUAGAGAUGAACUACGGCGUGUGCUAAUAGAUGCUAUCAGAAACACUGAAAAUUUGGUGAAGUCUGAGGAUGGGGGAGCUGUGAUAGAAACUCAUGUAAGUGGGGUGGUGGAAAUCAGCAAGGAACUCGAUUCAUCUGUUGAGCAGGUUCAUGAGACCUUCAAGGAUCUUAAUGUUGAUGAUCAGAAAGCAGAGAAUGAUGACAAGAAGGAAGAGACUGGCAAUGAAGAGGUCAAAAAAGAGGAUCAAGACCUAGUCUUUAAGCCAGAAGAAGAGAUCUUGCCAAAAAAGAAUAAAAAGCACAAAAAUAAAGAACGUACAAAAAAGAAAGGAAAAUGCGAAAGAAAAGAGCAGAGUGAAGAUAAGGUAAAAGACACAGCUCAAACAGUCAACUCUCCUGAGAAGGAUAAUGACACAGAUUCUUUAAUAAGCUAUAAUCCAUCUACCAACCCUUAUUUGGAAAGUGUGAAGAUGCACUAUGAAGGAAAUGAUUCUGAUGCUAAAGAACUGAAGAUUACAACCCCUUUGCGCUACUCUCUACGAAUUCGGGAGAAGAUGUACAAGUAUUCAGAUACUCCUAAAGAUUCUCAUGUCUCUUCGUCUGAACAGCUGCAGGAAUUGGAAUCAAAAGCAACUGCACUUAUCCAUAAACAGAAUGACAAACUGGAAGAAACAAGCACUGAAGUAGAAGAGUAAAAACAUUCAUUAACACUACAUGAAGGGGGGAGAAAUCGGAUCUUUACGAAAGCUUGGGUGUCUUAUGUUUUUAAUGUGUUUUUUUUUUAGCAGCCUUAGGAUAGGAACUAUCUAAACCUUGUGUGGAUAGCCUAGGAUGAAAUCUGAUUUUAGUAUGCUUUUUUAAACUUGUAUCUUCCCGUGUUUUCAAACUCUUGUGGUAAACCUAAUGGACUGUUUGGUACUUAACACUAUCAGUGUCUUCAUGUUAAAUCUGAUUGAUACUAUAUACUUCAAGAUUAAGCUUAACGCACUUCAUAUAACAGUUCAGUGAUUAUAUUGUUAAUAUUUGCUUGUUUUCCUGUUACAAUUCCUCUAAGUUCUUCAGAAUUGCAUAUUCUAAUUCUUUGCUGAAGGAUCAAAAGUAACUUAGGAGUUCCAAUAGAGAAAUAUCUACUACAGAAACUAGCUAGUGUGGUAUACUAGUUUUAAACUGCAGUAUCUGUUGUUUUUUUUUUUAAGGGGGUAUUUCAACAAAACUGAGUACAAUCCCUUUAGUUAGCUGACCAUGAAUAAUGUCGCUAACCUACCUUAUGUCGGUUUCCGUUAGUCUGUAAUAUGGUAGACUUAUUAAACAAAUCAGCUGACUUGUA